GGGAACCCCGCCUAGGUAGACUUGAUUGAGUGGCAGCUGACUAACGCAAUAAAUUGUUCUUUACCCGGACACUCGCCGACUCUCCGACCACAUACAGAAUAAUCAAUAUGAAUAUGUUUGCAAGGUAAGCCUUACCUCUUGUCGAUGACCAAAAUGUAGGUCUGUCACAGGGACGCAAUUGCUGGAAGCGCUCUUGCUUCCCCUGUGGUCAGCUUAUGUAAAGUUACACCUGCCCGUGCCUGUCGCCCUCUCCCAUGACCAGGUUCAAGGAAGAAAAGGAGCCUCCUCGCAUGACUAUGCCUCCUCGAAUUCUGAUUUCCUCUCAUGAUUGACCAUGCAGGAUCCAGACGUGAGCCUAAGCAGUCCCGUGAUAUCAUGCUUGCGCACCAGGCUGCGAUCUAAGUUUCCAAACAUCAGGUUCUCAAAGUCCAAGCUACGUCUUUUUCUUGAGACCAUCGAAAAGCGAACGGACCUUCCCAAGUCUCCACUACACAAUUCAGAAUUCGACCCUUUCAAUACUCUGCCGAUAGCUAACUCCGCCUGCGUUGAGCAGACCGUCUUAUACUAUAUUCAAGAUUGGAGUCCUAAGUUUGGCCCAGCGUUUGCUUUCGAAGACCAUCCCAACCCUUUCCUGAGCCUCUUGUGGCCCUUUGCCCUGCAGUCCGACAUUUACUUUGAAAGCAUCAUCGCUCUGAGCAGAGCCGCGCUUUUGGCCGACCGUGGUGAAUCCGCAAACGCUGACAAAGCUUUCAUCCGCCAUAGAGGCAAUGCCAUAACUAAAUUACAGGCGCGGUUGCGGAGCCCGGAUCAAUGCAUCCAAGACUCGACCAUUCUGGCAGCAUCUGUUCUCGGGACCAUCGAAUAUAUCCUAGGUGACCAUGCGGCAGCUGCGGCUCACACCAUGGGGCUGAAACACAUGAUCAAACUCCGAGGUGGCAUGAGCCAGAAUACGCCUUUAGAACGACAGCUUCGUGCCGUUGUCUUCGUUUAUGAGUCUCUAUGGUCAAGUCUCCCAGCAUCCGUGCCCACAACCGAGCAGAGCGAGCAGAGUCCAAUAUACCUGAAGCAUCCUUUCACACCAGAAGUCUGUCAAAUACUCUCAAAUAUCCCUCCGGGCUUUUGCGACGUCGCUCUUACCGGUGUGCUGUCUCUCCAAACGAUACGGCUUCUAAGCGAUUUGACUGCCACGACAGCUCAGUUGAAUGGUCCAAAGUACCUGACUAUCGAUGCGAGCUUGGAACACAGGAUACAGACGACCCUCGAGAUCUUGCACUCCCCUUUAAUCUGGCGAGUCACGGAAACAGAACGGAACUUGUGCCAUGGACUCGUCGUGUACUGUUACUUACUACGGUUGAUACACUUCCAUGAGGUCGUCACCGGUUAUUGUGGGUUGGUGCUGCAGUCUUUCGCUGAAUCUGCCCUGCGACGUACUCCAACCCUCACGGCUUUUGGUCCUAAGUGUCAUGUCUGGACUUUGAUGAUGGUUGUCGAACUCCUGAAAUACGCGCAACGACCGACUGCACAGUGGAUACCACUGCUUCAGCAGGCCGUCGUUAGAUGGCCAGAAUUCCGGCAGUGGGACGAGUUGGAAGGAUAUCUGAAAACCUUUUUCUGGGAUGAGAGCAUGGGUACGUUAUCGAGACUGGCGUAUGACGAAGCUGCCGUUACGCAAGAGGCAUUUCAUGAAGUUCACCCUUGAACAGCAAAGGAACAAUGCCGACAUGUUUACGACACUUUACGACACUUGACGAUGUGAUGCCACCGGAUGCUUCAUGCUCGAGCCUGGGCCUUGCAUGGGGUUUCUACGGAAUCGUAUACGCACCAUCAACAACAAUAUUUGCGCCAGUCAUGAAGCUGGACGCAUUUGACGCACAG
Exophiala viscosa is the source of this 1875-nucleotide messenger RNA. RefSeq lists its product as uncharacterized. The coding region runs from base 335 to 1699 and encodes 454 amino acids. The record is from RefSeq and is a predicted model, not a curated record. Lineage: Eukaryota; Fungi; Ascomycota; Eurotiomycetes; Chaetothyriales; Herpotrichiellaceae. The transcript has 2 exons.